Molecule: messenger RNA, 574 nt
Organism: Prunus avium (sweet cherry)
Lineage: Eukaryota; Viridiplantae; Streptophyta; Magnoliopsida; Rosales; Rosaceae
Source: RefSeq, a predicted model, not a curated record
AUAUCUCAAAGUUGGAAGACGUACACAAAUUUUGAUAAACUCUAAAUCCAUCGCUCUUAUUCACUCUUUUAGAAGGCAAAAAUGGCAUCCCAGAAGCAGAGCUACGGAGCUGGUGAAGCCAAGGGCCAAGCUGAGGAAAAGGCUGGCCAGAUGAAGGGCUCAAUAGGGGACAGGGCCCAAGACACAACCCAAGCAACAAGGGACAAGACAUACGAGACAGGCCAAGCAGCCAAGGACAAAACCCAGGGAGCUACCUACCAAGUCAAAGACAAGGCCGCAGAGAAGGCAGAGGCUGCAAAACAGAGUGCAGAAGAAGCAGCCCGGAAGGCUAGAGAGACAGCCCAGCAAGGCAAAGAGAAAACCAGUGGGGUGUUGCAGCAGACUGGAGAACAGAUGAAGCACAUGGCUCAGGGUGCUACUGAUGCUGUGAAAAGCACUCUUGGGCUGGGCAAGAAUGAUGAGGAGAAAGAUGAAACUGGCCUUUUUGAUAAGAAGGCUGGCACUGGCACUGGCACUGGCACUGGCACUGGAACUUGGAACUGACAGGGGCUAUAAAUAUUAGUAAUUUAUAAGU